AUGGUUCAGUCGCCGAUGCUCUCGUGUCCGCUGAAGCAGACCAAUGAGAUCGAUUGGAUUCAACCCCUCAAGGAUUACAUCCGGGAGACCUAUGGCGAGGACCCGGAGCGCUAUACUCAAGAAUGCACGACCCUCAACCGCCUCCGGCAGGAUAUGAGAGGCGCUGGCAAGGAUAGUGCUACCGGACGCGACCUAUUGUAUCGAUACUAUGGACAGCUGGAGCUCCUGGAUCUCCGAUUCCCCGUCGAUGAGAACCAUAUCAAGAUCUCGUUCACGUGGUAUGAUGCUUUCACCCACAAGUCUACCGCUCAAUAUUCUCUGGCAUUCGAGAAAGCGUCCAUCAUCUUCAACAUCUCCGCCGUCUUGUCAUGCCACGCCGCCAACCAGAACCGGGCAGAUGAUUCCGGCCUCAAAACAGCCUAUCACUCCUUCCAAGCAUCUGCAGGCAUGUUCACAUACAUAAAUGAGAAUUUCUUGCACGCGCCCUCCACCGAUCUAAACCGGGACACUGUCAAGACCUUGAUCCAUAUUACUCUAGCGCAGGCCCAGGAGGUGUUUCUCGAGAAACAAAUAACGGAUGCGAAGAAGGCUGGCUUUUUGGCGAAAUUGGCAAGCCAGGCCGCUUACCUUUAUUCUCAGGCGGCGGAGACUAUGCAGGACUUUGUCAGCAAGAAUGUAUUUGACAAGGUCUGGUCGAUUGUAGUCCAAGCCAAGUCGGCGCACAUGACUUCCGUUGCAUCUUAUUAUCAGGCGAUCGCAGAAAACGAUGCCAAUGCUCAUGGAACUGCCAUUUCUCGUCUACAAGUUGCCGACAAGCAAGCUGUAACCGCGCUAGGAUGGGCUAAAUCGUUCCCUUCUUCGGCUCCUGCGACAUCGAACCUGCCGGCAGAAGCCGGAGCCAACCUGGUCGAACUAAUUAAGCAUAAUCAAGCAAAUGUCCAAUCCCUGCUCGCAACUCUCAUUAAGGACAAUGACUUCAUUUACCAUCAACCCGUCCCCAACGAGGCUGCGCUCUCUGCUGUUGCCAAGCUUCCGGCGGCGAAGGCGAUCCCGGUCAGUGAAUUAUACCAGGGACAAGAUAUCCAGCGCAUCAUUGGACCGGAUAUUUUCCAAAAGCUGGUUCCCAUGUCUGUCACGGAGACCGCCAGUUUGUAUGAUGAGGAGAAGGCAAAACUGAUCCGUGCUGAAACUGAGAAAGUCGAGACUGCCAAUGGUGAAAUGGCAGCCAGCCUAGACUACUUGAAGCUUCCGGGGAGCCUCAACAUCCUGAAAGGUGGAAUGGAUCAGGAAAUGACCGUUGACGAAGAAUUCCGCCGCUGGUGUUCGGAACUUGGUGGGCAUAAACCAUUUAACAAAGCUUUUGAUGAGUUGCAGAAACGUAAAGCCGAAGUUUUGUCACAGCUGGAUCAGUGCUCUAAACAAUUGGACUUGGAAGAAAGUGUAUGUGAGAAGAUGCGCUCUAAGUACGGCGGUGAUUGGAGCCAGCAACCUAGCUCUCGCUUGAAUACGACACUCCGAGGAGAUGUUCGCACAUAUCGAGAUACGGUUAGUGAAGCGAGUGCCAGUGAUACACAGCUCUCUGCUACUUUCCGGCAAUACGAGGGAGACUUUGAUCAGAUGCGCUCCGCAGGAGAGACAGACGAAGCCGACAUACUUUUCCAGCAAGCGUUGAUCAAGGCUGGGUCUAAGCAGAAUAAGGGUAAAAACGGAGCCCACAGUCCGGCCGAGGGCAGCCUUUUAGAUGAUGUCUAUGAUGAGGGGGGUGCUUCUGUUGCGGACCAAAUCGCGAAGGUAGAGGACAUCUUGAAGAAACUCAACCUUGUCAAGCGGGAACGGUCCCAGGUGCUUAAGGAUCUCAAGGAAAAGGUUCACACCGACGAUAUCUCUAACGUGUUGAUUCUCAAUAAGAAAUCCAUUGCUGGCCAAGAGAAUCAACUAUUUGAGGCCGAGCUGGAAAAGUUUCGGCCACACCAAAAUCGUCUGCUGCAGGCAAACCAUAAGCAAUCAUCUUUGAUGAAAGAGCUGACCAAGACAUACGCCGACCUUCUCCAAGAUAAGCGAGUGCAAUCUGAGCAGUCCAAGUACGAGGGAAUUGUUCAAGCCAGAACAUUCUACAAGGAUAUGGGAGACAACGUUGAAAGCCUACGGAAGAACGUGGAGACUUUUAUCAGUAACCGUCGGUCAGAGGGUGCUCAGCUUCUGAGUCAGAUUGAACGCGACAAGGCCACAGGCAUUUCUGAGCAAGAAGAUCGAGAACGAGAGAAGCUUCGACAGCUCAUGGAGCGCUUGUCAACAGAGCCUAAGCCAGCGUCAGCCUCGCCGUCAACAGGGUCAACCCCUGCACCACCUUCCAAGGUGAAAUCACCUCCUCCCCCAGUCCAAGCCGCACCAUAUGGAACCGGUCCAUCUCCGCAGAUGUCACCUCGUUACCCUCCCACUAUGUCAGCCCCGCACGGUGCGCCUGUUUCACAUUCCCCAGCACCAUACGGACAAUACAUGGGCAUGAGCACCACCCCGGUGCCAUACACACAUGGCCAGCCUUUCCAGCAAGGUGCCGCUGCCCCGCUCUCUGACGGGUACAACCCCAUGGCAUACCCAUAUAAGACUCCCGUAUCUCCGCCUCCAAACCAGCAAUUCUUCUCCUCAACCCCGACCCCCUACGGCUAUCCCAGUGCCAGCCCUGCACCGGGUGGUACGGCUGGUACUCCGGCGCACUAUAUGACCCCACAGGGCUACGUUCCUCCCCCGCCUCCGCCACGCCCACAGCAAACUAACUACGCACCUGCCUCUGGGCCUUAUCCUUCUGGACCAGGCGGGUAUGCCCAGGCCAGACCAUAUGGCCAUCUGAAGACUCCCUCGCAGUCUCAGUCGCAGUCUCAGUCGCAGUCCCAGCAAUCUAGCGGUGGUGACCCCUGGGCCGGGCUUAACGCCUGGAAAUAG
Penicillium malachiteum is the source of this 2940-nucleotide messenger RNA. It is a transcript of the gene bro1, whose product is annotated as putative signal transduction protein BroA. Lineage: Eukaryota; Fungi; Ascomycota; Eurotiomycetes; Eurotiales; Aspergillaceae. The record is from RefSeq and is a predicted model, not a curated record. Gene Ontology annotation, cellular component: endosome. The transcript is spliced from 4 exons. Gene Ontology annotation, molecular function: protein binding. Gene Ontology annotation, biological process: protein transport to vacuole involved in ubiquitin-dependent protein catabolic process via the multivesicular body sorting pathway. The coding region runs from base 1 to 2940 and encodes 979 amino acids.